GGCGGUACUGGUUAUCUCAGUUGCAGGCAGGCCUGUAAUGACGCCUAUCCGUCCCAGGCGAGAGCCGCCCAUUAGCCUGGGACAAGACCUGACUCAUUCCAGGAAGCAGCAGCCAGACAGCAAGUCAGACGCAGGUGUCUACCCAGUCGAGCUGCCCCAGCCUUGGAACGGACGUCGACAGUGGUCUGUAACAGCUCUCUGCCGCUGGCAGUAUGGUGCUCAGGAUGGAGAACGUGCCCAAUGACCUGACCCCUGAGGAGUGUCAAGAGCUUGAGAACAUCCGUCGACGCAAGCAGGAGCUGCUGGCGGACAUACAGCGUCUGAAAGAUGAGAUAGCAGAAGUGACUAAUGAAAUCGAGAACCUGGGCUCCACAGAAGAGAGGAAAACCAUGCAGAGAAACAAGCAGGUGGCGAUGGGCAGGAAGAAAUUCAACAUGGAUCCUAAGAAGGGCAUCCAGUUCUUGAUUGAGAAUGACCUCUUGAAGAAUACGUGUGAUGAUAUUGCCCAGUUCCUCUACAAGGGAGAAGGGCUCAACAAGACAGCCAUUGGUGACUACUUGGGUGAAAGAGAUGACUUCAAUAUCCAGGUCUUGCACUCGUUUGUGGAACUGCAUGAGUUUACUGACCUCAACCUCGUACAGGCCCUGCGGCAGUUCCUUUGGAGCUUUCGAUUGCCAGGGGAAGCGCAGAAGAUCGACCGGAUGAUGGAAGCAUUUGCACAGCGGUAUUGUCAAUGCAACCCUGGUGUCUUCCAGUCAACCGAUACUUGUUACGUGCUCUCCUUCGCCAUCAUCAUGCUGAACACCAGCCUGCACAACCCCAACGUCAAAGACAAGCCAGCAGUAGAGCGCUUCAUCGCCAUGAACCGAGGCAUCAAUGACGGCGGGGACCUGCCCGAGGAGCUGCUCAGGAAUCUCUAUGACAGCAUAAAAAAUGAGCCCUUCAAAAUUCCCGAGGAUGAUGGCAACGACCUGACGCACACGUUCUUCAACCCAGACCGGGAAGGCUGGCUUCUGAAGCUCGGAGGUGGCCGGGUGAAGACGUGGAAACGGCGCUGGUUCAUCUUGACCGACAACUGCCUUUACUACUUUGAGUACACCACGGACAAAGAACCCCGAGGCAUUAUUCCGUUGGAGAAUCUGAGUAUCCGUGAGGUGGAGGAUUCUAAGAAGCCGAACUGCUUUGAGCUAUAUAUCCCUGAUAACAAGGACCAGGUGAUCAAGGCCUGUAAGACUGAAGCAGACGGGCGCGUGGUGGAAGGGAACCACACUGUGUACCGCAUCUCUGCCCCCACCCCAGAGGAGAAGGAAGAGUGGAUCAAGUGCAUCAAAGCUGCAAUUAGCCGGGACCCAUUCUACGAGAUGCUUGCUGCGCGCAAGAAGAAGGUCUCUUCCACCAAAAGGCAUUAGUCACCUGGCUGAGUUGAACGGCAGUGACAGUGGCAGGGGACGCCUCUCGGUCCCCUGGCAGAGGGGAAUGAGAGACUGCACAGGACCGCCUGCGCUGUGUUGCCAUCCUUGAGGCGACUAGCUUCAGCUUUUGCUAUUCUUUUCUGGUUUGGGGGCAGGAAGGGGGCAGGGGAGAGGGGGGGGCUAUGUUGAUGGCCGCCACCCACUCCACGACUUCUCUAUUUGCAAGGAAGCCACCCCUUCUUCCUGCCACCCCCUCAACUGGGCAGCUUGAAGCCCACUGCAUCAUCGGUAGCCCAUGCGGCAGGAAGAGAAGGAUGUUGGGGUCUGUUCUGCUGUGCUGGCCGACUCGUUCAUUGCCUGAGCUAAUGGGGAGGUAGAAAGCAUCAUGCAUUGCGCACUCCAAAGAGGUGCAAACCUGUCCAAGCCUGCAGCAAAGUGGGGCUCCAAACGUCGGGACUCCUACGGCACUCUGCAUUGCCGUUACUCCUUAUUCUUUGGGCAAGCAAGCCCAAUGGCUUCUUUCCCCAAAGCAGUUGGGUCGUGAGCUCUGUUGCAUUGAAUUUUUGGGGUUCUCUUUGGCAAGAAAUUUGAUUAAGCACGCUGAGUAAUGAGCAACCCAGAACCUCUUCCCCCACCACCCCCAACGGCAGGCAUGGGUGAACAGUGUAAGGCUGCCACUUCCAGGAUUUCCAUUGCUCUCGUUCUAGAGGGCACCUAUUUAGGCUGUCUCUGAUGCAAUGUCAGGAUGAGGCCAGCAGGGGGCUCACACAAGCCACUGCGCCGUCAUGACCGGUGCUGUUGUGAGCCAGCCGGGCACGCGUGCAGUUGUGGGUGGGCAGGUGGCGUCACCCUUGUUGGUGCUUCACAGGCCGCUUUUGCCAGCAGCUGCCAGGAAGCCAUCCCAUCGUCAUUUGGGCACGAUCCUAUUCCUGCAGCUGGAGCAUUCUCCAUCCUCAGUUUUAUUUUACCAUUGCAAUUGAUGGCUCAGGAAUGGACAUAACUCAAGAGAUGAGAAGACCUGUGGCGUUCUCUGCUGUACUGCAGAAAGAAGUGUUCUCUUUUCUUUUAAAGAGCCCUGCAACAUAGCCUGCCCGGUGGCAGUUGCACCUUUCAGCAGGGUUGGGUGUGGGUGGGUUAGGCUCGUGGUUGCCCCAGACCCAUGGGAAGCAGCAGCCCUUGGCCCUGAAGCACAAGCAAGUGGUUGGUUGUUGGGGAACUGUUGGGAGCCCAGUGGGGGUGGUGAUGGUAAUGGUGGAAGUGAGGGUCCGGAGGGUGGGUAUAGGCUGGCUUAUG
Molecule: messenger RNA, 2705 nt
Organism: Elgaria multicarinata webbii
Lineage: Eukaryota; Metazoa; Chordata; Lepidosauria; Squamata; Anguidae
Gene: CYTH1
Product: cytohesin 1
Exons: 13
Coding region: 213-1409 (398 amino acids)
Biological process (GO): regulation of ARF protein signal transduction
Molecular function (GO): guanyl-nucleotide exchange factor activity
Source: RefSeq, a predicted model, not a curated record